Molecule: messenger RNA, 1258 nt
Organism: Micromonas commoda
Lineage: Eukaryota; Viridiplantae; Chlorophyta; Mamiellophyceae; Mamiellales; Mamiellaceae
Product: presenilin ER Ca2+ leak channel family
Exons: 3
Coding region: 44-1222 (392 amino acids)
Biological process (GO): protein processing
Cellular component (GO): nucleus; membrane
Molecular function (GO): aspartic endopeptidase activity, intramembrane cleaving
Source: RefSeq, a predicted model, not a curated record
CUCCGGCGGGGACGAGAGGCGGCACGGAGGCGCAUAGGGCGCCAUGGGUCCACCCAUGUUUGCUCCCAGUAGGAGGCCGGGCGCCCCCCCUGAACUGCUGGACACCGGCGAGGAGAUCAUCGCCAUCGUCACGCCCGUGUCCAUUUGCAUGCUCAUCGUGGUGUUUUUGGUCCUGAUGCUCAGAGUGGACAACCCGAACACGAUGCAGAUGCAGGGAGGCAUAGCCAUGGCCGCGUAUCAGGAGGAGGAGUCUGACUCGAACAGCGACAAGCUGGCGGGCGCCAUUGAGAAUUCCCUCGUGUUCGUCGCCUUCAUCACCGCCGCCACUUUCCUGAUAUUCUUCCUGUUCAAGUACAACUACACGAGGUGCCUGUGGGCGUACAUGGGAUUCAGCGGCUUGCUGAUAUUCGGCGUGCUCGGGGCUGCCAUCGGUUACGAGCUCAUCCAGACGCUCAUGAUACCCCUGGACAUCCUCACGUACUCCCUCUGCGUGUACAACGUCAGCAUCGUCGGUGUGCUCGCGGUGUUCUUCUGGCCCUCCCCGCUCGCGAUGCGUCAGGGGUACCUCAUCGCCAUCGCGGCCAUCGUCGCGUUUUAUUUCACCAGGAUCCCCGAGUGGACCACGUGGACUCUGUUGAUCGCGAUGGCCGUUUACGACCUGUACGCGGUGCUCACGCCGGGCGGGCCCCUGCGCGUGAUCGUCGAGCUCGCGGAGGAACGGAACGAGGAGAUCCCCGCGCUGGUGUACGAGGCGAGGCCGAUACGGAGGCCGGUGCGGGUGAACAGGGGCGGCGCGGGUGGCGGGGGGGACGAUUCCGAGUCGGCUCCGCUGGUUUCCCGCGGGUACGGCGCGUCGGGGGAUCUGCUCGGGAGUAACGCUCUGAUUGAUCCGGAGAGUAACGCUCCGGAGUACGUGGACCCGGUGCUGGGCGGGAAGCUGUUCGCGCUCCCGGACUCCAUCAAGCUCGGGCUCGGGGACUUCAUCUUCUACUCGGUGCUCGUGGCGAGGGCGGCGUUGUACGACACAUUCGUCGCCACGUCGUGUUUCCUCGCCGUGCUCCAGGGUUUAGUGGGCACGCUGUUCCUGCUGGGAGUGUACGAGCGGGCGCUGCCGGCGCUGCCGAUAUCGAUCGCGUUCGGUGUCUUGGCGUACUUCGGGUCGAGGUACGCGCUCGAGCCGGUCGCCAUGGAGUUCGCCAGCCAACUCGUCUUCCCGAUGUGAUGAGUAGCAAUCGUUUUUAGCAGUCCAGAAAAAAUC